This is a messenger RNA of Acanthosepion pharaonis, 1116 nucleotides long. Lineage: Eukaryota; Metazoa; Mollusca; Cephalopoda; Sepiida; Sepiidae. The record is from the annotation of a GenBank genome assembly.
AUGAAAAGAGCUGUUGGCACUUCUAACAAUGAAGAUGUUUAUCAUGAGAAUUCAUUUUUUGUUUUCUUUCUUUCAUUUCCCUUUUCUCUUUGUCCUUUUUCUCUCUCUUUUUUUUUUGCUUUUUUCUUUUCCCCUGUUUUCUUAACUUUCUUUUUUUUUCACUUUUUCCUUUCUUUCCCUCUUUUGUUUUUUUUCCUUUCCCAUUAUAUUUCUUUCUUUCCCUCUUUUGUUUUUCCUUUCCCAUUAUAUUUCUUUCUUUCCCUCUUUUGUUUUUCCUUUCCCCUUAUAUUUCUUUCUUUCCCUCUUUUGUUUUUUUUUUUUCCCUUAUAUUUCUUUCUUUCCCUCUUUUUUUUUUUUUCCUUUCCCCUUAUAUUUCUUUCUUUCCCUCUUUUGUUUUUUCCUUUCCCCUUAUAUUUCUUUCUUUCCCUCUUUUGUUUUUUUCCUUUCCCCUUAUAUUUCUUUCUUUCCCUCUUUUGUUUUUUUUCCUUUCCCCUUAUAUUUCUUUCUUUCCCUCUUUUGUUUUUUCCUUUCCCCUUAUAUUUCUUUCUUUCCCUCUUUUGUUUUCUUUCCUUUCCCCUUAUAUUUCUUUCUUUCCCUCUUUUGUUUUUCCUUUCCCCUUAUAUUUCUUUCUUUCCCUCUUUUGUUUUUUCCUUUCCCCUUAUAUUUCUUUCUCUCUUUUGUUUUUUUUCCUUUCCCCUUAUAUUUCUUUCUCUCUUUUGUUUUCUUUCCUUUCCCCUUAUAUUUCUUUCUUUCCCUCUUUUGUUUUUUUCCUUUCCCCUUAUAUUUCUUUCUUUCCCUCUUUUGUUUUUCCUUUCCCCUUAUAUUUCUUUCUUUCCCUCUUUUGUUUUUUCCUUUCCCCUUAUAUUUCUUUCUUUUGUUUUUUUUCCUUUCCCCUUAUAUUUCUUUCUUUCCCUCUUUUGUUUUUUUUCCUUUCCCCUAUUUUUUCUUUCCUUCCUUUUUCAUUUUUUCCUUUUCCCUUAUUUUUCUUUCUUUAAUACUUUUUUCUUCCCCUUUUUUCUUUUUAGCAUUUUCUUUUCCAUUUUCAUUUCUUGCCCUUUUUCUCUCUUUUCUUUUUCUUUUCUCUCAUAUUUUUCUUUUUCCCUUCUUUUCUUUUGA